AUGUCGAGCCAAAACCCGACCACACCCGUCAAGGUGCCCUCGUCGGCUGCCAACUACACCGCAGCCACACUCGACCAAGAUUUGAGAUCGCAGAUCAACUCAAUACUAAUAAAAGAGGGCCAUGUUACGAAAAUCCAAGAACACCUCCUCCACGCGCUGCACGCCCACCCUUCCAACUGGCCCACAACCAUACAAAAUCACGCACUUGCGCUCCUCCGCUCCGGAGACGUCACCACCUUCCCCGCCCUGCUGCGCCGCGUCAUUGAAGACGUCCGGCAAGACACGGCCCUGUCUCCCAAUGCCAACGGCAGCAAGGCCGCCAACGGGGAUGCCGAGGAGAACGGCAGCGGUGGGGUAAAUGGCCGAAAGAGCGAAGGCAUCAAUGGCGUCGGCAGCAACGCCAGACCCAGCCUCGCCGUCCCCCAGUCCGUCGUCGAACAAGCACUCAAGGUAACCCGCGAAUGCCUGGAGUCGGUUUGCGAGAUAGACGAGAACGGGACGACAUGA
Chaetomium strumarium is the source of this 507-nucleotide messenger RNA. RefSeq lists its product as uncharacterized. Lineage: Eukaryota; Fungi; Ascomycota; Sordariomycetes; Sordariales; Chaetomiaceae. The coding region runs from base 1 to 507 and encodes 168 amino acids. The transcript has 2 exons. The record is from RefSeq and is a predicted model, not a curated record.